Molecule: messenger RNA, 2127 nt
Organism: Trichophyton benhamiae CBS 112371
Lineage: Eukaryota; Fungi; Ascomycota; Eurotiomycetes; Onygenales; Arthrodermataceae
Exons: 1
Coding region: 1-2127 (708 amino acids)
Biological process (GO): DNA double-strand break processing involved in repair via single-strand annealing; double-strand break repair via homologous recombination
Cellular component (GO): site of double-strand break
Molecular function (GO): flap-structured DNA binding; double-stranded DNA binding; damaged DNA binding
Source: RefSeq, a predicted model, not a curated record
AUGGACUCACUAGCACGAUUAACAGAAAACCUCUCACAAUGCCAACAUCACUACAACGAGGCUCUCAGGCUUAUGCGGGAGACGUCAAAGGAGUAUGAGUCCACAAAACAGGAGUUCGAGGCGGUUUCUCAGAGGCUGAAAGAAUAUGAUAACACUCAAACACGGAAUAAGGAACAGAUCGAAACCCUAUCCAAAGAAAAUUGUGCUCUUAAGGCCGCCGUUGAUGAUCUCAAGCAAGAACUCCGGGAUAGAGAUAGCGCUCAUCUACACGAGGAUGACUCCGCAUUUGAGAAGAAUCUCCUUGAUAAGGCGAAAAAGCAUGACCCUGAAGUUAUUAUAUACCACUUUGAGUCUUCUCCAGGAAUUGUGGACUAUGAUCUCUACUCUCGCGUUGCCGGCUUUUAUGGCGAGCUUUACGCAGAGAAUAUCAAUUUGAUAAAGUCAUUUUGUAAACUGCGUCGAAACCACAAGGCUUCCAAAGAAAAGCUAGUUCUCUGGAAUCGACUGCUGGAGAAGGACAGUUUCGAAACCACUGUUAAUGGGGAGGCGGUGAUUUUCAAAAGAGUCAGUCCAGAGCACGUGGGGGAAAUGCUCAUCGCCGAGUCUCCAGUCCUCCCUCCCCUUCGGAGCUAUAUUGCCCAAGAUACCGACUAUCAGAACAAGACUCCCACUCGUUCACAGGUCAGAGAACAUCAUUCAGACCUCGCAUCUACCCAAUCGCAAGACCUAAGGUAUGAUGAGCGCCGGCUACCUCAAACCAUUGAAUCACCAGAUACCCCAGUAGUCGUGAAAGAAAGACCAGUCCGCAAGCAGCAAGUUCCAAGCCCUACGUAUUGUGCUGUGAAGGUGGAAGAGAGUCCUACCGACAUCGGUACCGCUGAAAAACCUUUUAAUAUUAAGAGUGAGCCAACACCCAGCCCGCCUGGCUUGGUAUCUGAUAUCCGGCAUCAUGAAGACCAUGGAAAACAUAACCAUGACCCUGUUUCCAGCCCUACGCUUGACCCCAUUGAGUCACCACUCCCUAGACCCAAGUUCACAGUCUUGCCAGACAGGCGUAGCCCCUCGCCUGAGCUCCAGGAUGAUCCAUUGGACCUUCCUGCGAAUAAACAGACGGAACUACCUAGCAAAAAGCGCGGGAGACAAGUCCUGCGACCGGUUGAUACCAAUGUGACUCCUACGUGCAAAUUGAACGAAGCAUCAAUACCUCAGUCAAAACGAAGAAAGCCCCAUUUCUCAAGAGGAGCUCACGCCAUUCCAAGUGUUGCUGAGGACGGCGAAGCUGAAGAAUAUUUAACAGGCCGGCGAUCGUCGCGUCCUUCUAUGACUGAUAGUGCCAAGAAAAGUACGCCAUCAACAAAAAUGCGGCAGACACGUCUCCAAGAUCUUUUGGAAACUAGCCAUACACCAAGACCAGUUUUGCUUUCAACUCCUCAGAGCGUCAUAGCUAAGCCUGACAAAUUUGUAGCCCCUCAAACACCGAACAAUAAGGCUGAAGGUGCGGCGACACCUUAUGCUUCACAACAGCCGGAAAGCCAUGAUAUUAUUCCUUUUCCAGAGGAAGUGGACGAUGAUGAGAUACGGCCACGAUCCUGCUUUCGUGAUAGACCAAUCAGUGAACUUGGUCUAGAACAUUUCAAACUUAACCCGAACAAAAACCAGGGUUUAGAUUAUGCCUUUGACGAAGUUGUUCGAGAUAAGAGCAUGAGAAAACAGCUUCGUGGGUGUCUAAGGCAGGAAUGUUGUGGCCCAGUCUACCGGAGCAUGGCUAAAGACGAGAUUGGCGAAGAGCCUCGUCCAUUAGGUACAUUGUCACGCGCAGACCAUGAUCUCUUAAAAGGAGAUUUAGGUAGUAACUACGGAAAAUUCUUGGAGGGCAAGUCCCCGAUUGAGAUCCGUGAUGUGUUAAUUGAAGCAAAGGCUAGUGUUCUUUCAAACAAGUUCAGCAAACAUCGAAAUGCGCACGUCCCUGGAGGGUCACCCCCUGGGUAUUGGAGAACCGACAUGCCGAACACACAAGAAAUUGAGCGGGACAGGAUGAUGGCACGAAAGUUGGAGCGGGAAAAGGUCCUUGAUAGAUAUAAGGAGGCAUGCAAGGAUGACGGCUAUUGGAAGUUUGCCGAUGAAUAA